Notolabrus celidotus (New Zealand spotty) is the source of this 665-nucleotide messenger RNA. It is a transcript of the gene fgf21, whose product is annotated as fibroblast growth factor 21. The record is from RefSeq and is a predicted model, not a curated record. Gene Ontology annotation, molecular function: growth factor activity; fibroblast growth factor receptor binding. Gene Ontology annotation, biological process: fibroblast growth factor receptor signaling pathway; cell differentiation; animal organ morphogenesis. Lineage: Eukaryota; Metazoa; Chordata; Actinopteri; Labriformes; Labridae. The coding region runs from base 56 to 559 and encodes 167 amino acids. The transcript is spliced from 5 exons. Gene Ontology annotation, cellular component: cytoplasm.
AAACAGGCCGGGAGUCAAACCUGCAGUGUUUCUCUUUACGUAAUAUUUUGUCCUCAUGGCUGUCAGAGAGGUGCACCUCUACACAGAUAAUCACAGAAGUGGGAGGUAUCUGCAGAUGACCAUGGAUGGGAGAGUGUCAGGAAGUGAUGCUCAGAGCCUUAACAGUGUGAUGGAGCUCAAAUCAGUCAAACCAGGAAAUAUAGUCAUCAAGGGACAGUUGUCUUCUCUGUUUCUGUGUAUGGACGGUGGAGGCCUUUUAAGGGGGCAGAGGCACUACGUGGAAGCUGACUGCACUUUCACAGAGCUGCUCCUGGCAGACGGAUACACUCGUUUCCUCUCCUCACACCAUCAAGUCCCAGUGUCUUUGGCAUCCAAACACUCCCCGGACCAACACUCGGUCCCCUUCACUCGGUUCCUACCGCUCAGGAAUUCUUUGGCAGGCCAGAGUACGUCUGAACAACCACCAAACAGUGAGAGAUAUUUCAACGUGGACUCUGGUGAUCUUUUUGGAAUGGGUCUAAACACUGUGGGUAGUCCUCAGUUCUCCGUGGACAACUAAAGAACAGAUCUAAAACUGUGGAUGUGCCUUCUAAAAAUACAUUUCCAAUGACCUGGUUCAACCUGCAGACUUGUUGUUUUUUUAAUCUCGAUUCUCAACAUGUUUC